Mus caroli (Ryukyu mouse) is the source of this 4756-nucleotide messenger RNA. The record is from RefSeq and is a predicted model, not a curated record. NCBI's taxonomy places the organism in Eukaryota, Metazoa, Chordata, Mammalia, Rodentia, Muridae.
GGCUGCGGGGCUGCUGCUCCUCCCAGCAUCCCUGGCGCGGCCAUUUCAGCCCCAUCUUGGCCGAGUGGAGGGAGCUGCAGCCGCUGCUUCAGCAGUUUGAAUUUCUGUUUUGUUUUGUUUUUUCUCCGGAGUCUCCGAGCCGGCCGCGCCGAGGAGAAGCGGAAGGCGCCGCCACCGGUUCCCCUCACGCCGCCGAGCACCUCCGCUCGCUUGCCGUUCCCUCAGCCGCCGCCGCCGCCCCUCACGCGCCUCAGAGCCGCGAGGAGGCCGGGCCCGCCGCCGCCGCGGGUGGCUCCCUGAGGGAGGCCAGACUGCCGGCCUUCCCCGCCCCCGAGCGGGCUUCCGCUGCCACCGCCGGCAUGGCCCCCGGACUGCGCUCGGGCUAGAGACCGGGACGGAGGGCUGCCUCCCGCCGCGGACCUCCAGCCCCGUCCGUCAGGAAGCGCCGGUCCCGGCCUCGCCGCUCCGCCUUCUUCCUCCGCGUCGCCGCGCGGGAGCAGCCGCGGGACCCGGCCAGGAGAGCCCGAGCGGGGCAGAACCGCCCCUCACGCCGCCGCCGCCGCCUCCUGCGCCCUGCGCUCCACCCCCAGCCGGGCCUGCUGACCGCGCCGAGCGCCGGGCUGGACUGACCGCGGAGGCUGAGCUGUUGGAGCAGCCGGCCCGCCCCUGGACCACGCUCGGGCCGUCGCUGACGAGUUGAAUUGAGGCACCCCUGCCGCGGGAGGUGAGGAGGGAGGAGGAGGAGGAUGUCGCGCCGAGACGCCGGCGCCCAGAGCAGCCCGUGACUUGGCGGCGUGGGCCGUAGACCCAGGCGCGAACUCGGACUUUGUCUUUGGGGGCCCGUGCUCGGCCCUUCUCGGUUUCCGGUGGGGUCCCAGAGGAGCCUCUGCCCUCCAGCCUCUUCCACCAUGUCCAAGAUGCCGGCCAAGAAGAAGAGCUGCUUCCAGAUCACCAGUGUCACCACGGCUCAGGUGGCCACCAGCAUCACCGAGGACACCGAGAGCCUGGACGACCCGGACGAGUCGCGCACGGAGGACGUGUCCUCCGAGAUCUUCGACGUUUCCCGGGCCACGGAUUACGGCCCGGAGGAGGUGUGUGAGCGCAGCUCCUCGGAAGAGACGCUCAACAAUGUCGGGGAUGCGGAAACUCCCGGGACCGUGUCCCCGAACCUUAUCCUGGAUGGGCAGCUGGCAGCCGCUUCAGCUGCGCCCGCCAACGGAGGCGGCGGUGGCGUGUCGGCCCGGAGCGUGGCGGGGGCCCUCGCCCAGACCCUUGCGGCGGCUGCCGCUUCGGUGUCCACUCCUGGGCCGAGUAGUGCAACUCCAUCUCAGCCCCCUGCCACUUGUAGUUCGCGUUUCCGCGUGAUCAAACUAGACCACGGGAGCGGGGAGCCGUACCGGCGCGGCCGAUGGACGUGUAUGGAAUACUACGAGCGGGAUUCGGAUAGCAGCGUCCUCACCAGGUCUGGGGAUUGCAUUAGACACAGCAAUACUUUGGAGCAGACUGCGGAGCGGGACAGCGGCCUGGGCGCCACCGGAGGGUCGGUGGUGGUGGUGGUGGCCUCCAUGCAGGGGGCGCACGGGCUGGACUCGGGAACUGACAGCUCCUUGACUGCUGUGUCACAGCUACCCCCGUCGGAGAAAAUGAGCCAGCCCACUCUCGCCCAGCCGCAGAGUUUCAGCGUCGGGCAGCCGCAGCCUCCACCGCCCGUAGGUGGGGCUGUGGCUCCAAGUUCGGCGUCGCUGCCGCCGUUCCCGGGAGCGGCGACCGGGCCGCAGCCAAUGACAGCAGCCGUUCAGCCAGCCCAGCUCCAGGGAGCCGUGGCCGGCGGCGCCCUCUCCGGGCCUGUCGGUCAGGGGCUGCCGCCGCCGCCGAAUGUCAACCUGGCGCAGCCUGUGGCCCUGGCAGCUCAGCCUGGCCCGGCCGGCGGCUCCUCGUUGUCGCAGCAGUUCGCCUAUCCCCAGCCUCAGAUACCACCCGGGCAUUUGUUGCCGAUGCAGCCAUCGGGCCAGAGUGAGUACCUGCCGCCGCACGUGGCCCUGCAGCCGCCAAGCCCUGCGCAGCCCUUGUCUACCAGCGCUAGCGCCACCUCUGCUUCCGCGGCCAGCUUUCCUCUGGGGUCUGGCCAGAGCGUCUCCUCCUUGGGUGCCCAGAUGAUGGGCGCCUCCGCCCAGCCCAGUGAAGCUGUGGCCCCGGGUCCGGUUCCUGUGGGCCAGGCCGCUCCUUGUCAGCAGGCCGGAGUGGCCCCAGCUGCUCUAGGAGGCGUGGUGCAGCCAGGCUCCGGGCUUACUGGGGUUGGGCAGCCCCAGCCUGUGCAGCCUCCGCAGCAGAUGGGUGGCAGUGGUCAGCUGCCAGCCGUGCCUGGUGGUCCUCACACCGUGGUGCCCGGAGUUCCAAACGUGCCUGCAGCGGUACCCGUUCCAAGCGUGCCUAGUGUGCCCACCACUUCUGUUACUAUGCCAAAUGUACCCGGGCCUCUGGGCCAGUCUCAGCAGCUGAGCAGCCAUACGCCAGUCAGCCGGAGCAGCAGUGUCAUCCAGCAAGUUGGUUCACCCUUAGCUCAAGGCACCCACAGUGCACCAACAAGUCUACCACAGUCUGACCUAAGCCAGUUUCAGACUCAGACCCAGCCUUUAGUCGGGCAAGUUGACGAUACUAGAAGAAAAUCAGAACCCCUACCUCAAGCACCACUUUCUCUCAUUGCUGAAAGUAAGCCUGUUGUGAAGCCUCCAGUUGCAGAUGCCCUGGCAAACCCUCUUCAGUUAACACCUAUGAACAGUCUGGCCACCUCUGUAUUCAGCAUAGCUAUUCCUGUAGAUGGUGAUGAAGACAGGAAUCCUUCAACUGCUUUCUACCAAGCGUUCCAUUUGAACACGUUUCAGGAAUCAAAGAGCCUCUGGGAUAGAAUUUUUUUUAGAAUUCAGCAUCGGAGGAGGAAUGUGACAUAAUAAUGAUCGAAAGCCGAAAGUUUAAAAGUUGUGAUGCCCUCACAUGGUUGGAGGGUUAUUCUAGCUUCUAAGGACUGAAUGUUGUCCACAAGAGUGUCUCAUCAGGUCAUAAAUUGGUAAGACUUAAUGGAUUAGAUUUUAUGUAUUAUACCUGAUGUUGUUGUAUUGAGAUGACUAUAUGAACAAAAUGAGCACGUUGUGUAAUUAAUAGUAUAAAAUAUAAGUUAAAGUUAGAAUUUUAACUACUUGAUUAUGUAAUUAUUUCAAAGUCUCACAAAGCACAAGCCUCUGUCUCUGUAGUAUUAAACAACGCAGUUUAAAAAAGAAAGUGAAAUCCUAUAUGAUAGUAACAUUAAAUAUUUUUAUUGCAUCUGUUAUAGAUGCUUACAGUUUAGUGAAAGCCCAAAAUACUUUGCAGCUAUUUUUCCAGGAAAUAUUUGAGAAAUAAUUUUUUUAAAGAAAUAUAUCCAUUUUCUUCAUAACAUAUUGUAUAAAUUAAUUUUAUUUCUUUGGAGGGUUAUUACUUUCUUCAUAAAGGCCAUCUUUGUUUCUAAACACAGCCAGUUUUUUCCAAUUUUAAUGUUGAGAAUACUUACCAUGGCAGUGUCACGUGAAAACAGUAUAUUAGAUGUCAAUAUACUUGUUUUUAUAUCUUGAAAAUUAAUUUCUCUCAGAAUUCUCUCCUUAGAAAACAACUUGUUUUAUGUACCUUCCUUGGCUUGUUUUCUGAAGCUGUGUUUUAAUAAAUUGGACUCUUACUAGGAUUUAGGUGAGGAUAAGUAAGAUCUUUAUUUUUCAUAUUUUGAAAAUGAAGAAAAAAGGAUGGGCUAAGUUGUAUAUAGUUAUAGAACUAAUGUUCUUAUUAAGGUAUUAUAUAAAAACUACAAAGCUAUCAAGAACUAUUUGGGGUUACUUUCUAAGAAAGCUAAAAGGUGUGGGUGAUACUAAGCAAGCCACUGUAGCCGUUGCAACUUUAUACUCAAGCAGACAUAGGUCUUUGUCCGGUGUCCCCUUAGCCACAUUCAUGCCUACACUGUCUUCUCAAUAAAAUCCUCAGUUGUUUCUCGUGUGGUUUUUAUAACUACUCUGUAGCUUAAAUUCCUUCAAGUAGUGAUUGUGAGUGUGGAAAUAAAAUAAACCAUCAAAUUCUUUAUUAUUCUAUAGACUUCUUGUUUCUUCAGUUUUCUAUAACAAAUCUUCAUAACCCAACAAAGAGAAUAUCUAGUUUGUCUAGUGUAUGUUUAAUAGUUAAAGGCUUCAGAAAAUUGUAAAUAUAGGAACUUAAAGUAGAAUAGUGCAGUCAUACGUAAAAUGUUAAGAGCAUUGAUCAGAUCUUUAAGAGUAGUUAAUAUCAAUACUGACUAUUUGGCUCUGCUUGGUGGCAUGUGCCUUUAAUCCUAGCACUCCAGAGUAAGAGGUAGAGGAUCUCUGGAGUUCAUCCUGGUCUACAUAGCAAGCUCUAGGACAGCUGGGACUAUAUAGUGAGACCUUCUCUGAAAAAUAACAAGCAAACAAAGUGAGUAGGUUUUGUUUUAAAAGGCAAGUCUUGUUAGUCACCCAGGUGUAUGAUUUGCAACAGGAAUUUUUAACAAGUCCAUUGAUCCUACUGAUUUUCACUAAUAAUUGAUCUUAACAGAGAAGGAUAGAACAAAUCAGAGCCUAGCUGCUCUAGUUUUAAAUUUUCAUGCUGUUAGGUGUGGUGGCACAUGCCUUUAAUCCCAGCACUUGGGAGGAAGAGUUAGGCAGAUAUCUGAGUUCAAGGCCAGCCUGCUCCAAGAAUCAAGCUCCUGGAAAGCCAGAAUGACAGA